CGUGAUUGCUCCGAUUUGCACUCAAUCUCUGACCGCAUUCAGCAGAUCAGGCGUUCGUCUUCUUCCUGUUCAGUUCACUGUUGACAGGAAGGUGGUGAAUGCAGGCAUCACCAGGUUCCUCCCCUUCUGCUGGACCAACGCAUAAACUACCUACUCAUGAGAUUGCCCUGUUGUACUGCCCUUGGAGAUACGCAACUGCCAACCGUCUCCACCGAGUCCCGGUGGCCCCCAGAAACAAGAGGCACAGGCGGUUGGUGCUGCUGAGUCGGCACCCGCAAUGAUCAGCACCACCUUCUGAUGGCCCUGAGGACGGAAGUGUCAAGGCGUCAUCUCGGUCCUCUUAUUAGAAGACCCCUCAUGACCACCAAGGGCCUAACAUCCUGUCCUGCAGUUUCUGCAGCUGGAAUCCAUUUCCAGGGCUCCCAAGGCCUCAGUUCAGGGACAUUCACAGCAAAGAGCCUUUUCCCUAGCUUAGGUAGAAGGUUUACUAGCUCUUUUGCUGACCGACACCUCCACCAUUCGCAGAGGCUCCUGAGGUCCCCUCUGGUGAAGCCCGCGGUUGCCGCAGCGCGAACCCUCUCCAGGUUUUCAAACCCCGUUCGGAGCCCUCUCCAAGUUGUGCCUGCGCCCUCUCUGCAAUCCCCUGCCUGGAAACCCUCCAUUAACCCUGCCUUUAAGUGGCCCCGCCUUCCUGUAGCCAAGGCGGUGUUGAACCCUCCAGCCCUCGAUCAAGAACAGGUUGAGUUAGAGAAGCUCCUUAAACCAGCCACCAUGGUUGUCCCUCCAUCCAUUGAGCUGUCCACCGAGCGCGAGCUGGUUGCUCGAGUCGGAGGAGCUCAGCAGACGCUGCUCAAGAACGUCCCUUCGAAGGUUACGGUCAGAGCGGACGGUGGCAGUCACGGUGUCCCUGGUGCUUUCAUUGGAGCAUUUACAGAUAGCCCAAGCAGCCGGCACAAGCUCCCAAUUGGGAAGCUCGUAGGCAACUGCAAAUUCAACGCCUGCUUCCGCUUCAAGCUGUGGUGGAUGUCGCAGUGCAUGGGUACGACCGCCUCUGAGAUCCCAACGGAGACUCAGUUCCUGUUGGUCCAAACGCCGGGCGAUGCAGGCAGCGAUGCCCCUGCUUCGAAAGAAACCGUGUACACUGUUUUCCUGCCUGUCCUGGAAGGCGCCUUCCGAGCGUCGCUGGCAGGGAGCCCCUCGGAAGAGCUCAACCUCAUUGUGGAGAGUGGCGAUGCGGCUGUACAAACAGACAUGGUUUCCAGCGCAGUCUAUGUGCACUCUGGGAGCGACCCGUUCGCCGUCAUCUCUGAUGCAAUCAGAGCUGUUGAGGAGUCAACUUCAACAUUCAAGCGGAGAGAAAAGAAAUUGAUGCCGAAGUGCAUGGAUUACUUCGGCUGGUGCACCUGGGAUGCUUUCUACACCAAGGUGACGGCCGAGAGCCUGUCAGAAGGUUUGAAGAGUUUGGCAGCUGGGGGCACUCCCGCCCGUUUCCUGAUCGUCGACGACGGGUGGCAAUCCACCGCUGCUGACGCGCCGAGGGAGGGGGAGCCCACCACACAGCUCAUCACAGAGGGGACCCAGUUCGCGAGCCGGCUGACCUCGAUCAAGGAGAACCACAAGUUCAACAAGGUCGUCCCCGUCACCGACGCGACCGAGCCCAAGAGCGAACUGGAGCGGCUCUGGACCCUCGCGGACAUCGUCAAGGACGUGAAGUCGCAGCACGACCUCAAUUACGUCUACGUCUGGCAUGCGCUCGCAGGGUACUGGGGAGGUGUCCGUCCGAAUCAUGAUGGCCUGGAACAUUACGAGGCUGCUAUCAGGUACCCGACCAUCUCCCCCGGUGUCCUGGAGAACCAGCCGUGCAUGGCCCUCGACAGCCUGGCGCUCCACGGCAUCGGGCUUGUCCACCCCGAGAAGGCCUUCAACUUCUUCGACGAGCUGCACGAGUACUUGGCCUCUGCGGGCGUGGACGGAGUCAAGGUCGACGUGCAGAGCAUUCUGGAGGCGCUGGGCGAGGGCCUGGGCGGGCGGGUGGCGCUCGCGCGCAUGUACCAUGGUGCGCUGGAGGCGAGCGUCAAGAAGAACUUUCCGGACAACGGCUGCAUCUCGUGCAUGAGCCACUCCUCGGACGGCAUCUACAGCUCCAAGCAGACUGCCAUCGUGCGCGCCUCCGACGACUUCUGGCCCCGCGACCCUGCGUCCCACACCAUUCACAUUGCCUCGGUUGCGUACAACUCUCUCUUCCUUGGCGAGUUUGCUCAGCCCGACUGGGACAUGUUCCAGAGCCUUCAUACCGCGGGUGCCUACCACGCUGCUGCACGCGCUAUCGGCGGAUGCGGAGUUUACGUCAGUGACAAGCCGGGCCAGCACGACUUCGAGCUCCUGCGCAAGCUGGUCCUGCCGGACGGCCGUACGCUGCGUGCCCAGCUGCCCGGACGUCCGACCCGCGACUGCCUCUUCAACGACCCCGCUAGAGACGGCGUCAGCAUGCUCAAGAUCUGGAACAAGAACCUGUACAGCGGCGUCAUUGGGGCCUUCAACUGCCAGGGCGCGGCCUGGUGCAAGGACAAGAAGCACAACCGGAUUCACGACGAGGCCCCCCAGGCCGUGACGAGCACUGUGCGCCCGACUGACGUGGAAGGCCUGGCGGAGCUGGCCGGAGACACGUGGACCGGUGACGUGGCAGUCUACAAGCACCAAGGAGACGAGCUUCUCGCGAUCCCGGCCUCAGGCGGCGUGGCCAUCACCCUGCCGGUCCUUGACUACGAGCUGUUCACGGUGGCUCCCAUUACAGAGCUUCCCAGCGGAGUGCGCUUUGCCCCCAUUGGGCUUCUUUCCAUGUUCAACUCCGGCGGCGCGAUUGUUGGGAUGAGCGUCUCCGACACGCGCGUUGCCUUGGACGUCCGCGGACGCGGGCGCUUCGGGAUGUGGGCGUCCGACGCGCCAGUCAGUUGCGUGCUGGGAGACGGCACCCCGUUGAAGUUCGAUUAUGACAAGACGGAUUCGCGUCUGACCGUGGAGCUGCCGGUGCCGGAGGCCGGCGAGGACUGGAGGUUGGAGGUCACUUUCUAGACGAGGUUGACGAUUCUUUCUAGGAGGCAGAGGAAUUGGCCCGGCUUUGUGGUUGGGGAUAUUUAGAGAGUUGGAGCCGCUUAUUGAGAAGCGUAUUGGAUCAGCGAUUGGGAGGGAUCAAGGAGCCGGAAUGGAUGAGGAUCAGUUGAGGAUGGGUGACCAUUUGAAAGUUGCACUCUUUUUGUUUGAGUGCAUCUCAAAGUAGAGCAACUCUUUCAUUGCAUGGCCCUACGUUUCUUAGAGACAAUCAGAUGUCAGCCGCCUACACCGCUUUGUUGCCCGUUAAGACUUUGUUGGACGGUGGGAUUUGGGCUUACCAAAUUGAGGGCCGAAGAACAAUUCCUCGAGUCGCGGUAAAGUUCUUAGGUAUAUUCUUAUCGUUGUAGUCAUCAAGCCGUCUUGAGUCACGAGUAAGCAAUGUAAAGAUGGCUACGAUGAUAUGCACGACAGGUAGAGCGCAUCGCAUCAGAGGACGGUUCAGCUUAGCUACAGAGGGCCUAGAGAAACAAGCACGUUAUCUGUUCAAGACCUUGUUGCUUGCAGUUAUCGCUUAUCAAGUGUGUAACAUUUCCCUUAACACGCGUGCCCUUGUCAUGGCAGAACACCC
Messenger RNA from Klebsormidium nitens, 3679 nucleotides. NCBI's taxonomy places the organism in Eukaryota, Viridiplantae, Streptophyta, Klebsormidiophyceae, Klebsormidiales, Klebsormidiaceae. The record is from the annotation of a GenBank genome assembly.